UAUUUUCUAAGUAGGCAUUCAGGAUUUGGAUUUAAUAUGUGGCAGGUAUUAAAAGAGGUGAUGUGGCAACCCUACAUACAAAUCAGAUGCCCAUUAAUCCCACACUAGUGUAGAAAGGAAAUAUACAAAUUUUGAUAAGCACUGCUUUUUCUGCUAAUGUCUUUUAAACACUACUCAGGGUUCGACUGGGAUGGCAAGAGACUGGGAUAAAACCUGCUCCCCCCCACCCCUGAUUGUGGCUGCAAGGAGGAACUAAAAGGUACAUGGAACAAAGUUCAUGAAGCCAGAUUUAUACAGAGCAUCUGCAAUUCUCAUUGAAGGACUUUUUGCAUUUUAAUGCAGCUGCUGGUAGUGAAUUUAUCCUAUGUUUUUACGGCAAAAAAUCAUGAAAUGCAAUGUCAAUGGACGGUUUAUUGUACUGACUUUUGCCAUACCGUGUGACCGUUUUUGGCCAUUGAAGUCUGUGGAUAUUUUUUUGCAGGAACACUUGGUGAAAAGUUUUUGAAAUUUUAUUGUGCAUUAUUGCGCAUUAAAACCCAUUAAAACCCUGCUGUUGGUGGACUAAAGCUCUCAAAAUAACUUAAACUUUAUGGUAGACCACUCUGGUCAGCUGAGUAAAGUGUGUUUGAGUAGUGCAGUAGGGUUAAGUAUACCUUAAACCUAUAUAAUGUUGAACAACACCGCUGCAAAAAAACAGCUUAGGUAUGUUGACAAGGGAGCUGAUUCCUGAGGGAUGGCAGUCUUAUAUCUUUGCAUAACAAAAAUGGCUAACUACUACUACUACAUGCUAACUAUUAUCUUACAGCUAAGCUAGGGCUGGCUUCUUAGAAAUUGCAGUCAGUAUUUAAAGAGAACCGUGUCAAAAGGAGCCUAUAUGAGAUGGCAGAGCUUACAAUAGAAGGGUAAACAUCUAGUACCAUGGAAUAUCUGGAAGACAACAAAACAGAGACAUUUGAGGAAGAAGACAAGGAAAGAGAGGAAGAUCAAGUACUGGAUAGUGAUGAAGUACUGGACAGUAAUGAGCUCAAUGACAUGCAGGAAUGUCUUUCACAGACAGACCUAUCAAAUAUUGAUAACAACAGGGCAAUACAGCAAUUGUCUCUGGGAAGUAUGGAAUUUCCUUCCUACACAACAAACUCUGAGAAAGAAGAAAUGCUGCUCGGUCUUGCUGAUAAUUUUUGGCAUCAAUACACACACCUUUACCCUGAUCGGAAACCUCUAUUUAUGUGCCCUCGGAAUGAGUGUGGUGUGGAGAAAUUUGUCUGCACCACUUUGCACCCAACACUACUGCCAUAUUCUGAUCUAUAUGACUGGGACCAGAGUGCCAAGUUUGUGUCUGAGUACUUGACCAUGGAACCUCUUAACCCUCCGCUGGAGCUGCCUCGGAGCCUUUUCUCUUCAACAUCAGUUCUUCAGAAGCAAUCAGGGAAUUGCUUUGACUUCAGUGUCCUGUUGUGCUCCCUCUUGCUGGGUGCUGGAUAUGAUGCUUAUUGUGUCAGCGGUUAUGCAACACGAGAAAUGUGCCUAAUGGAUGAGAAACGUAACAUUUGUCCUCUGUUAAACAAAGUGGAGGAGAGCUCCUGGGAAAUCCCCCAAAAGCCGUUAAAGAAGUAUACUGUGAAGCCCCCUCGUCAGCUGAUUAGUAAGUUUGCAGUACAGCAAGAAGCCAAGAAACAGGCUAAAAUGGAGGAAGCUCUGCGCAAUGAGCAGGAGGAGGAGACUAGGCUUAAGGAGGAUGCAGAAAAGCCUGGCCCAGAUAAUCUGCAUGGGCUUAGAGUGCAUUGUUGGGUUUUGGUUCUCUCCGGAAAGCGGGAGGUCCCAGAGAACUUCUUUAUUGAUGCACUCACAGGGAAAAGUUAUGCAACCAUCAGUGAACCUUUUCUUGGUGUAGAGAGCGUGUGGAAUCAUGAGGACUACUGGGUCAACAUGCAGGAUUGUCGCAAUGGUUGCAAGGACAUGAAGUUUGACCUGGGUGAUCCUGUGUGCUGGGAGUACCUACUGCAGGGUGGUUCAAAGCCUCUACUUCUUAUUCCUGAUGAGGAAGAUGAAGAGGAAUUAAAUGGAGAAACUAUCCAAGAAAAUAAGACAAUUUUCCAAAUGCCACCGUCUUGGGUGCUGCCUAUUGUGAUAAGACCAAAAGAAUUUGAAACACGCUGCCCACAGGGUAGGAAAAUUCUUCAGUACAAAAAGGCAAAGCAUGAGAAAUGGGCUCCAUAUUUGAAAAGAGAUGGACAUGUUUCACGGCUUACUGGUUACCUGGAUACAGAGUGUACUCAGGAAGUAAAAAUUCAAGACUGCUUUCAAAACCGGAAGGAUAAAUUAGAUUUGAGGGAGCAAAACAAAAUUGAGCAAGUCACAACUGAGUAUUUUAUUCCUGGGCGUGCUGACUCUUUAAAAGUUCAUGAAUAUCGGUCCCUGGCUCCAGAGACAGAACGCAGCAUGAUGUUUUACAGUGAAGCUCGUCUGGAUGGUUUGCAGAGACGAGAUGAAAAACCUGUAGAGAUGACUGAAAUUUACCAGGGCCGAGCAGAUUUCUUGUAUUACAGGCAUAUAGUUUUUGGAAAAAGACCCAAGAAGGUGGCAAUAGCUGGAGGACCAACUGAAGCUAACCCUAGACCAAUACUGAAAAUUACAGAGCGAUUCAAUAGAAAUAAAGAGAAACCAGCUAAUGAAGAUGUGGCAGAACGUACCUUUCUCUUAACUGAGGAUCGUAUACAACUGCGUUGUCACCGGAAAGAUGACCACAUCACUACAUCAUAUUGGGAGUUCCUGAAACCAGCCAACCUUGGAGAGAAAGACACACCUAUUGUACUUACCCCUGAAACAUGUAUAUCAUAUCAGGUGGAGCCUUCAGAGAAGUUCAGCAAACAGCUGUAUGUCUAUGAGACACUUGUUACACUGCAGCAGGCAGAACAGAAUUCGAAGGAUAAUGUGAGGAAGUCUGAGACAGAGGUACGUGAGAUACUGGCUACCCGAGCCCAGGAGGAGGCAGACCCUCAGCUUACAAUAUCAAUCUAUGACACAGAAAGAAAUGAGAAAAGCAAGGAAAAAAGAGAAGCCAUGGAGAGAGCUAUACAAGAAGAACGUCAGCGCCGUGCUGUGCAGGAACUUGACUACUUGGCUCCAUUCCUUGCUCAGUUGGGAGAUCCUGAGAAGCUGACACUCUGGCAAGCACAAAAAGUGAAAGAAGAUUGCCUGAGUGAUAUGAAACAAAGGUUGAUAGAAAAGGCAAACCUGAUCCAGGCCCGCUUUGAGAAGGAAACACAGGAGCUUCAAAAGAAGCAGCAGUGGUACCACCAGAAUCAAAUGUCUAUGAGUAAGGAAGAUGAAGAAGCUUAUCUAGACUAUUGCUCUGAGGCUAUGUUCCGAAUCCACAUCUUGGAGACCCGUCUAAACAGACACAAGGAUUUAGCUCCACAAAAAUACCUGGCUUUGGAGGACCGUCUUAACAAGGACCCUCGGCUUCGUGAGCCGUUUUUAACUUCUUAAUGUAGACAGUCUUCACCUUAUCAUUCUAGAUUCUGUACAAGAUAGGUGUGAAUGGUACAUUUGCUUUUUUUUAUGCAGAAGAAAAAAAUGGAUCUGUUGGAAAACCUUGGAGGAAGCAGCCUCUUAAAGAUCCAAUCCACUUGUCUUUAAUAAAAAAUAUUAAGUAAUUUGUAAA
Molecule: messenger RNA, 3664 nt
Organism: Xenopus tropicalis (tropical clawed frog)
Lineage: Eukaryota; Metazoa; Chordata; Amphibia; Anura; Pipidae
Gene: drc7
Product: dynein regulatory complex subunit 7
Exons: 19
Coding region: 919-3489 (856 amino acids)
Cellular component (GO): motile cilium; axoneme
Source: RefSeq, a predicted model, not a curated record